CAGAUCAUCUGAACAAAAGGGUUUCAAGCCGGCAGGCUCAACACCUCAAGAUGAAGCUGUUGCACUUUUUCCUGCCAGUUCUGGCCCUGUUUACGCUGUCAGUGGCGCAGAGCAAUGACACGCUCUCAUCGCUGGCCGAUGUGCCUGCUUGUGCUCAAUUAUGCGGCUUCAUGGCCUUGGCCAACUCGUACUGCGUAAAUGUACCCCUGGAUCGUAUGAGCGAAUGCACAUGCAACAACCCAGAAAUGGGCGCCGAGACGACCAAGUGCGUGGUCGAAAAGUGUACCGUCAAGGAGUCGCUGGCCGCCCUCCGCUUCUCCAAGUUAUCGUGCGGCGAGCAACCGCGAGACGACCGCCACGUCUACUAUUUUGUCACCAUAUUCUUCGCCGUCAUGUCGAGCGCCCUCGUCGUCGCCCGUCUCGUCUAUAAAGUUGUGACCUUUGGGUGGUUGGAGCUGGGGCUGGAUGAUCUCUUCAUCUCCCUUACGAUAAUCACGGGCGUCAUCCCCAGCGCCAUCAUCACCACCCACGGAGCUUUGCCCAACGGGCUGGGGGUGGAUAUAUGGGCGGUGCCGGUGGACAACAUUUACACGUUUUUAAAAUUCCACUUUGUGGUCAGCAUCAUUUACUUUUUGCAGGUUGGCCUGCUCAAAAUGUCGCUGCUCUUCUUCUACAUGCGCAUCUUCCCGGCCAAAGAGAUACAGCGCGUGCUCUGGGGCACGGUGGCCUUUAACGCGGCCAUCACCAUCAACUUUGUGCUCAUGAACGCCCUGCAGUGCGCUCCGAACCCUCAGCUUUUUUGGACGGCGUGGGACGGCGAGCCUCAGCACCAGGGCAGUUGCAACUUGAGCUUUACCGACGUGAGUCUGGGCAGCGCGGCCUUUAGCAUCGCCAUUGACGUGUGGAUGCUUGCCGUGCCGAUGUGGGAGCUGAGGAAACUGCAGCUGCACUGGACCAAGAAGCUCGGGGUGGCCAUUAUGUUUGCCACGGGGACAUUCUUCACCGUCCUCAGCUGCAUCCGCCUCCGCAUCCUCGCCGACGUCACGCGCACCCUCGAAAACGUCACGUACGACCAGCUCGAGAUCUCCAUCUGGUCCUGCGUCGAGAUCACCGUGGGCAUAAUCUGCGCCUGCAUGCCCACCAUGCGGCUCCUCAUCGUGCGAGUGUUCCCGUCGCUUUCGGGCUCCACCGCCCGCAGCUACGCCGUCAACAGCCGCAGCGACGCCGCCAAGUCCGCCUACGCCCGCGCCAGCAGCCGGCGCCAGAGCCACGUUCUCGGCAGCGCCAACGGUGGCCACGACGCCGACGACCUCUCGGGCCCGCCGCCUUUUCCGCUGCGAACCCUGACUUCGGGCACCACCAUCGGCCACGUCAGGUCCAUGUCGCCCACCUCGUCCAUCCCCCCGGGUGCCAUCAGGAUGGAGAAGGACUACUCGGUCGUGUCGACGCCGCAGGUCCCGCCUGUUGUUGCUGUUGGUCGGAGCAGCUUGCCGACCGACUCGGAUGAUGACCAGACCAGGCUUGUCAUCAUGGGAAACAAUGACUUGUCAAAGUCGGCGUCGGUGAGGAGUUCUACCAAUGCGAACCGGAAAUAA
Messenger RNA from Pyricularia oryzae 70-15, 1595 nucleotides. RefSeq lists its product as uncharacterized. The transcript is spliced from 3 exons. The record is from RefSeq and is a predicted model, not a curated record. The coding region runs from base 51 to 1595 and encodes 514 amino acids. Lineage: Eukaryota; Fungi; Ascomycota; Sordariomycetes; Magnaporthales; Pyriculariaceae.